UCUGGACAUCUCUUUUUACAAACGCCGACAAAGUCAAGCGUCUCGAUGACAGAGAUAUCAACAAUGGCUUCAUUAACAUUACAAACAGAACCGUCAAGUAGCAAAGGAACUUCAUCAAAGAGUGGUCGAUUAGAUCGGCUGAAAAAUUUGGAAUUACGCAUGAAUGAAGCCAGAAAGCUGAACCAUAAAGAAGUAGUCGAGGAAGACAGAAGAAAUAAACUUCCUACAAAUUUCGAACAGAAGAGAAAGCGGGUAGAGUGGGAGGAGGAGGAAGAAAAGAAGAGAAAGGAGACUGAGGCUAAAGGAGAAGACUAUGACAGAGUGAAAUUGCUAGAAAUUGGAGCGGACGAGGCAGAAAAAUGGGCACGAAAAAAGAAGCAGAAGAACCCUGAUCCAGGAUUUUCUGGGUAUGAAGCAGCUACAAGGCGCCAGUAUGACAGGCUCACUAAAAGUCUCAAGCCUGACAUGGACAACUAUAACAGACAAAAGGACAAGCUAGAAGAAGAUUUCUAUGCAACAGGGAACACACUGGGGCUUAAUCAGCACAAAGAUUCUGAGGAGUCUGUUGACAGAAUGGUGACUGAUCUUGAGAAACAGAUUAAAAAGCGUGAGAAGUAUAGUCGCCGCAGGACAUUUGAUGAAGAUGCAGACAUUGAUUACAUCAAUGAACGUAACAUGAAAUUCAACAAGAAGUUGGAGAGAUUCUAUGGGACCUACACUGCUGAGAUUAAACAGAAUCUUGAGAGAGGAACAGCAGUGUGAUCAAAUGACCCUAUGUUUGAAAUUAUUGAUAUCUUUUUACAAGUACCAUUUCGGGUUUCAUUCAAAUCAUACAAUAUCCAAAACCUUGUUUAUGGUUAUUGAUGCAGAUAACUCAUAUCCUGGUGAGAGAAGAGUAUUCCUUGAUUAUUGCUACAUCAAAGUUCCAUAUACCGGUACACUCUUAGUGGAUGUAUGAACACCAUUUCAAGUAACAGUUUUAGGUUAUGGCCUUAUAAACUAAAACAUUGCUUAAUUAUGUAUACAAGGAAUACCCACAAGUAUACAAUGGCAUGGAAAAUGAUUUGUAAAGGUAAAGAAAAAUAGAGUUAUUGUAUGUAAAACUGUGACAGAUACAGAUGGAGAGAGGGAGAGAGAGAGAAUACUUUUUAAAUAUUUAUAUGCCUAAAUUUGUUUGUGUAUCAUAAGUGUAGAAGACAUAUUACAGUUUGGCUUGCCAACAAACAUUGGGAAUUUACAUAAUUGCUUUUAAUUACAAAAAAAUGUUUGCUCUAUGUCAAGUACAUAUUUUGUACUGUAAUAUUGGCGAAAAUAGCACUGCCUCAAAAAUUGUCAUGUUUGCAGUACUAUAUUAUCUGUAUUUUUUGUAUAUAAUUCUUAACAACUUUAAAGCAGACAUUUCAUGCAAAUGUACAAUGUUAUUGUCCAGUAAAAAAAUAAAGAAUAUUCAUAUUUUGAUUUUAUUGA
Mizuhopecten yessoensis (Yesso scallop) is the source of this 1467-nucleotide messenger RNA. Its product is annotated as pre-mRNA-splicing factor SYF2-like. The transcript has 7 exons. The coding region runs from base 46 to 762 and encodes 238 amino acids. NCBI's taxonomy places the organism in Eukaryota, Metazoa, Mollusca, Bivalvia, Pectinida, Pectinidae. The record is from RefSeq and is a predicted model, not a curated record. Gene Ontology annotation, cellular component: catalytic step 2 spliceosome; post-mRNA release spliceosomal complex; Prp19 complex.